Messenger RNA from Paramecium octaurelia, 3125 nucleotides. Lineage: Eukaryota; Ciliophora; Oligohymenophorea; Peniculida; Parameciidae. The record is from the annotation of a GenBank genome assembly.
UAAAUAUUGAAGAGACAAAAAAAAUUAAUCAUCAAAAGAAAUUAAGCUAAUUAUAGUUCUAUUAAUUCUGUGGUUCAAAUCAUUAAGACAAUUAAAACUUUGCGUUAUCCUUAAUUUUAUGUUUACAUAAAUGAGAUUUAAUUAAAAAUACGUAUCAAUGAAAUUGAAUAAACCUAAUGGAAUUGGAUCAAGUCAUUUUGUUAGUGGAGGUUUCUAUUAUGGAGAAUGGAAAAAUUAUGUUAUUCAUGGAUUUGUUGUCUACUACUUUAAUGUUGGAGGUGACAUAAAGGAGAAUUUAAGGAAGGAUAAGCCGAUGGUAAUUGUCAGCUCUCAUAUUAAAUUGGAUAGCUAUAUCAAGGCCAUUUAAAGAAUAUAAACAAUGUGGGGUAUGCAUAAAUUGGUAGACGAGGAAAAGAGGUUGACUAUUACUAAUUUUAGUAUUGAUUGUUAACAUAGAUAUAUAAAGAUAUUUGAAGAAAAGUAAAAAUAAUUAUAAGGAUGGAAUAAGAAUGAAGAACCUUAAUUGAAAGAGGAUAUUCAAAUCGCUUUGGAAAAUCAUUGGCCAUAAAUUGUAAAUCAUAAUGAUAGAAUUGUUUAUGGCUUGUAAAUUGAUCUAACUGGUUUUGGAGUGAUUUAGUAUAAUAACGGCGGAGUAGAGAUGGGAUGGUUUCAAAAUGGUUCGCUUAAUGGGAGAGGAAAAAUAAUAUUCAAGAGUGGAGAUACUUAUGAUGGCCUAUUGAAAAAUGGAUUCUUUUAAGGUUAAGGUAAUUAUUGUCAUUACACAUAAGGUUUUUAUUAAAAUUAUAGAUAUUUCACUAUUGACACUCUACAAUUCACAAUAACUGACAGAAGGACAAUUUGAAAGUAAUUAAAUUCUUACAAUUCAAAAAUAAAUUCAUCAGUAUUCUAAAUAUAAAAAUGAGGGAAUCUUAGUUGUUGACAAAAGAAUUCUGAUAAAAAAUAUCCAUUUAAAACCUAGACUUAUGAUUGCAAACAAAUAACAGCACUCUUCCGAAAAAACACCAAAUAAGGAUAAUAAAAUCUAAAAUCUGGUUUAUCAUAUGCUUUACCCAAAAAAAAAAUAUAAAAAGCAAAACAGUGGGUAACUUGAAGUGGUCAUAGACAAUCUCUUGUCUUGGGGUUCAAUCGCCUUAAUAAAGAAAAAUCUAGUACAAAUAUUUAGUUAAGUCCCUUUAGAGAAUCAGAUGAUAAUUUUUAUAUUAUUUUACUUUAUUAAAUGUAACAAUCAAAAUUAAAUAAAUCAACCCUGUAACAACAAUCAAUAAAGGUUUAUGUAAGAGUUAGGCCUUUAUUGAAAAAAGAGUUAGGAUAAGAAUGUAUUAUAAAGACUGACCAAGUAGUAAUUUGUUCCUAAAAAUUAGCAAAAAUAUGUAGUGAUUGAAUAAUCUACACACAUAUUAAAGUAGGAAUAUGAUUAAGUGUUUGAUGAGAGAGUGUCAUAGGCAGAUAUAUUCAAAUUCAUAUCUCCAACCAUUCAUAAAGCAUUAUAAGGAUACAAUACAACUAUUAUGGCAUAUGGUCAAACAGGCAGUGGUAUUUUAGUAGUUCUUAAGAAGGUAAAACGCAUACAAUGUUUGGGAGUGACUGGGAGUAUUCACUUAAUAUUAGUUUGGGCCAUUAAUCGACAUUCAUUGAUGAUUUAUAAACAGAUUAGAAUCAUGCAGGUAUGAUACCCAGAACUAUUUAUACUCUAUUCAAUAAUUUAUAAUAAGGGUAUUAUGUUUAUUGCUCAUUUUUGCAAAUCUAUAAUGAAAAGAUUUAUGACUUAUUGCAAGAUCACAAGGUACCUCAAGCUUUAUAGAUUCAUGAAUCAAAAACCGAGGGGAUUUAUGUUGGUAAAUAUCAUUCAAGAUAUUAGAAUAAUUGACUGAAUAUGCAGUGAAUAAUUUAUAUGAUUGUUUAGCAUUGAUGAAAAGAGGAGAGAAGAACAGAAUGAUCAGACAAACAACUAUGAAUUUAAAGUCUAGUAGAAGUCACACUAUAUUUCAAUUAUUGAUUGAGACUAGCAAGGCUGAUUCAGGAGGGUAGUUAUUGAGAUCGAAAAUCAAUUUAUGUGAUUUGGCUGGAUCAGAGAAGAUCAAUAAAUAAGACUCAAUGACUAGUGCUCACUUGAAUGAAUUAAAGAGCAUCAAUUAAUCUCUCACCACUUUAGGAAAAGUAAUCCAAAAUUUAUCUCAAAACAAUAAAAACAUUAACAAAUUGCCAAUUCCAUACAGAGAAUCAAAGAUCACAAGAUUAUUGUAAGACAGUCUUGGUGGGAAUACAUUAACUAAUAUAUUUGUGAAUGUUGCUCCAAAUAUUUACAAUAUAGAUGAGACUGCUAAUUCAUUGAAGUUUGCUUAAAGAGCUCGAAAUAUUACUUAAAUAGUAUAAGCUAAUUCGAUUAAUGCAACAGAUCAAGAAUUGGUUAAUAAAUUGUUGAAAGAGGUAGAUAAUAUAAUUGAAUAUAGAUUGACUAUUUGAAACAGUUACUUAAUAUGAAGAGAAAAGGAUUGAACAGUAACGAUAUGCAUUUCAAAUUAAUGAAAAUACAAGAGGAGAAUGAGAGAUUGAGAUAAGCAAAUCUAUCAGUGAAUGAAGUUGAGAAAUUGAUGUAAGAAAAUAGGAAAAUGAGGGAGGAAUUAUAAAAGUUAUAAUUUUAAUCUCAUGAAAACUCAGAAAGUUCUCAUCUGAUGAAAUAUGGAUCUGAAGAAGGAUUUUCAGGAUCAGAAAAUGAUAAAUAAUACAAUACCUAUUAAUAGACGAAGCUCUCGAAUAAUGGUCUAUUGAUAGUGAGCAAUCCAAGUAUGCAGAAGACUGAAGUGACUGUUCGUUAUAAGGAUAGAGGUAAUAAAAUGUAAACUAAGUUGGGAUAUGUGGAAGCCAGUGACUAGAUGUUAUCAAGGGAAAAGAGGCUAAUGAGUGAGAGAAGGAGAGUAAUUGAGAGAUUGGAGUUGCUAGAAUAGUUAUAAUUCAGAAAUAGUCUAAAUUCAUCCUUGCCAAUAGACUCAAAAAUUCCAAAACCCUCCAAGAAAAAUUCUAUCAAUUUACUAAAUAAGACAGUUGAGGAAGAAAGAAAUAGUCUACCAAAAUUAAAGAUUGCAGAGAGAAAACUAAUAUCAUGA